Molecule: messenger RNA, 447 nt
Organism: Anthostomella pinea
Lineage: Eukaryota; Fungi; Ascomycota; Sordariomycetes; Xylariales; Xylariaceae
Source: the annotation of a GenBank genome assembly
AUGAGUUCAAACAAUGGAUGCGGCUACCUCGGGGUCUCCGUCCAUUUCGAACCGCGCAAAUUAACCAUCGCCUUCCAAAACGAGUUCCAGGCAAUCAAGUCCUACACUCUGGUGAAGGACAGGUCCUUCACAAAGGACAUGAACCUCGAUCCAUCACAACACCGCCGCUACGUGUCACUACGUCUGCCGUCGCGGGUGACAGACAUUGUAGCCAGCACGGCCUGCGGCGGGUUUUACCUACAUUUCUGCGACGUGGACGUUGCGAAGGGCUGGCACAAGACACUCUUGCUGUGGAAGUUCGUAGAUGGAAGCUCGACUGAUCUGUAUCUUGCGAGAGACAUCUCACAAUGGUAUCUCCGUCAUAUUCUUGGUAUGGAACCAGACGUGCCGCCGCCAAACAUGGUGCCGGGAAAGGCCGACGAUAGCAAAACGAAUACAAAUUGCUAG